Oncorhynchus keta (chum salmon) is the source of this 7891-nucleotide messenger RNA. RefSeq names its product synaptobrevin homolog YKT6. NCBI's taxonomy places the organism in Eukaryota, Metazoa, Chordata, Actinopteri, Salmoniformes, Salmonidae. Gene Ontology annotation, biological process: endoplasmic reticulum to Golgi vesicle-mediated transport. Gene Ontology annotation, cellular component: Golgi apparatus. Bases 276 to 872 code for a protein of 198 amino acids. The transcript is spliced from 12 exons. The record is from RefSeq and is a predicted model, not a curated record. Gene Ontology annotation, molecular function: SNAP receptor activity.
AAGAUGAGGCGGUGUUGCAUUCCGGAACAAUUAUCCUGUGGGACAUAGCUGAUAUCGUGACGUGGUUGGAGUGAUAGAAAUAAACUACAUUAGUGAACGAUCUGUAGUUAUGGACUAAUUCAGUUGGUAUUUUACUCUCAACAUAUGUCAAACAGUGCAGUCUUGUCUGGCAGGCAUUGAGACCUCUUGGCAUUGUGGUUGUUGUUGAUUUGAGGCUUCUGCGCGGGGACACGCCUUUCAUCCCUAGCGCGGUGACUCUCUGUCCCUGCGUCAUCAUGAAGCUGUACAGCCUCAGCGUCCUCCACAAAGGAGCGACAAAAUCCAACCUCCUUAAAUCUGCCUAUGACCUAUCCUCCUUUAGCUUCUUCCAACGCUCCAGUGUCCAAGAGUUCAUGACCUUCACCAGCGCCUUGAUUGUGGAGCGUUCUGCACACGGCAGCCGAGCCUCAGUCAAAGAACAAGAGUACCUGUGCCACGUGUAUGUGAGGAAUGACAGUCUGAGUGCAGUGGUGAUAGCAGACAGCGAGUACCCUCAAAGGGUCGCCUUCACACUACUAGACAAGGUGCUAGAGGAGUUCUCCAGACAAGUGGACAGCAUAGACUGGCCAUCUGGAAGCCCUGAAACCAUCAACUACAAAGCUCUGGACAUCCACCUGGCCAAGUACCAGAACCCCAGAGAGGCAGAUGCUAUGACCAAAGUGCAGGCUGAACUGGACGAGACAAAGAUCAUUCUGCACAACACCAUGGAGUCUCUGUUGGAAAGAGGGGAGAAGCUGGAUGAUCUGGUGCAGAAGUCUGAACACCUGGGGAACCAGUCUAAAGCCUUUUAUAAGACUGCACGGAAGCAGAACUCAUGCUGCGAGGUCAUGUAAUGACUGUGAACUGUCCUCUUAAACACAGCUCUUGGCCUUUCUGCUCAUCCUACAACUCCCAUCAUGCCCCAGCCUCCAGGAGAUAGAAUGGCCUCCGCUCAGUCACUGGGAGGGCACAGAGGCAGUUGAGUGGGGGGGUUGGCAGGGGAAAUUAUUAUAUUUAUUUGCUUCAUUGUAACCUCUCAAAAGGCAUUGAGGUGGUUCAUAGCCAGCCAGGAUGUGGUCCAUCAAUAACGUGUUGUUUGUAUCUUUGGUGGUUUGUUCUUUGAAAAAAGUCUUAAAGCGUUUCCUGAAUUUCAGACUGUAUCAGAAUCUUGUGUUUUGAAGGAGGAGAGAUUAAGUUCUCAUGCUUGGCUUUAAAGCAACCCUGACAAUCUCGCUCUGUUCUAUGUAGUAACUCACAGCUAACUUUAAAACAAGAGAUUUCUGGAACCCAGGAUCUGCUGGUGUUCUCGUAAAGGUCUUGUAGUGUCGUCAUAUUUUAUUUUCCCACUAGAUGGUGCUGUUUCCUCACAUUCGUAGUUCAGGUAUAUUCAGUUACAUAUUUAAAGGGCCUCUGUAUCCUGGAGGAAUUAUAUUAUAUGUAUUGUGAUUUGGGGGAGCAGUGGCUGUUUGUAACUGGGACUGAGACAUCAGAACUCCAUGAUCAAAUUGCUCAUUUCCACAGAAUGUUUUACCGUAGUGAUUUAAUCGUAUUGAAUCAUGUUUUUUUUUUGUGGAGGCAUGUGAAAAAUGUCUGAGUUUUUGAUUGGUAUUGCUCGUGCGGAUGGGCUUGUUAAACUAAAUUGGGUAGCCUGUACUUAGAAAGCAGUGUGUAGGGAUGUCUAUAGACUCGUCUUAUUGAGCCUUAUUGAAUUAUGGGUUACAUUGAAGUCCUGCUGUGUAUGUGGUAUGAAAGGCAGGUCUUGCAGUGUCCUACUGGAGUUACGCUGUAAUCCCUCCAAAGCUUUUUAAAAUGUUGUGUUUCACAGAGUAGGCUAAAAAAAAGUGUUUGUUGUCCGGACCAUUGAUGUAUAUAAAAACUGGAUUGUUGACACUAUGUAUUGACUAUUGAGAGGUUUUGAAGCCACUGGUUGGCCAUAUUGGUACUCCCCAGUAGGAAUAGUCCUCCAUAGGAAUUAUUGAAAUUCUACAGUAUUUCAAUUACAUUUUUCAAGGACAAAGUUACAUAUAUUGAAAUGUUUUUGUUGUAAGAUUAGUAAUCUCUAAAAAAUGAUACUUUAAAGAAAUGUUUGUUUUUUUUCAUUUUGUAUUUUUAUGUUUUGCUCACAUAAUUUAAAAGUAUGCAUUUAAGGUGUCUGUAGUAGAAUAAAUGCGGCAAAAACAAAUGUAGACAUUAAUAAAUUAAUUUCUAUAGAUUCCAAAAUAUUUUUUAUAAUGCUGGGUGGGGAGUGCCAAGAUGGAGACAUGCUGGCUUUAACACAGUGCCCCCUAUUAGUCAUGUAGUGUUUAUCUAAAUCAUUGGUCUGUCUGGAUGCAGUCUUAAGACGGCUCUCACAAUGAAUCAGCCAUCACCCACCCACCAAUGGGUUCUGAUCAUAGAGCUAGAUAUAGGACACCUUUUUUAGCUGUGCCAUUAUAGAGCAUGUCACAGCAUAGGCAGCGCCACUGAGGCUGCAACCCGUAGGAAUACUCACCCAGUUGACUAUUUUAAAAUGGCGGAAGUAUGGUGGAAGCCCUCAAUGACGCUGCCAAUGCUAAAAUUGCAUUUUGGCCACUAGAGGCCUUCAUCAUUCUCUAUAGUUAUGAGAGGUAAUUUAUGCUUGAUCAGAAAGUGUGGUCGGAAACUCCGUAUGGAGGUGUGACAUAAUUGCAGAGCAUCCGGAGGCACGCUGAGGCCAAAUUGAGUCCUGUACCACGUUGCUGUGGGCCUCCCAAAUGUUUGAACAAUGUGAAGGGGAUUGAGGUGGCAGGUAGCCUAGUGGUUAGAGUGUUGGACCAGUAACUGAAAGGUUGCUAGAUUGAAUCCCUGAGCUGACAAGGUAAAAAGCUUUUGUUCUGCGCCUGAACAAGGCAGUUAACCACUGUUCCUAGGCCGUCAUUGUAAAUAAGAAUUUGUUCUUAACUGACUUGCCUAGUUCAAUAAGAAUAUCUCUGCAUUGACAUGAUUGGUUGAUGCUAGGUAGUGAUGGAGGUCCUGUAUAAACACAAACUCACUUCUUUCACAACCGCUCUGUGAAGCGCAAGUCUGAAUUGCAAGGUUUCUGCAGAGGCUGUAUCACUGUAAAUGCUGCAUGGCCUUUACAGAUGACGGAUUGACCAUGCAGCGCCUUUUAAGCUCUGACCCGUUAUAAGCGUACUUGCUCAGCUGUUACAUUGUUGCAACUUGAUUGACGAGGGACUAUUUGUAAAGAUCAGUAUAGAACAGACAAGAUUCCCCUUUCAGCAUAACAUAGGUGUGUUCAACAAACAUUUCUAUCAAAGAAUUCUGUUUCUUUUAACUGGCUCAGUUUUGUGUGAAAAACACACUCCUCACAAGCCAACAUCCCAGAUAACACUCCUUGUAAUCAGCACCGUAACACUUAUUUGGCUUUGGAUGGUUUUUCAUUGUGUUCCCAGACUUCAGAGGACGAGUUGUUGGACAAUGCGAGAUGGAGAGAGGCCUUUGAUAUUUUAGAUGUAGUUUAUCUUGCUGCUUUGUUUUGUGUCUUAUGACCUGAUUGUGUGUGUGUGUUUGUGAACGUCUGUGUGCAAAUACAUAAUUAGUCUGUGACCUGAACUGCUCUUAUUGCUUUAUGGCACAACUUCUGUGUAACUUGUAGAAGCUGACUACCCUCUCCAUAAUGUUCGAUGUGGGGCAAACAGAUAGUUAACUUGACACCAGUGUUUCCAAUGAAGGACACUUUGAUGACUCUUGUACACUUAUGAUCAACUCCCCAAAUGAAGUAAGCCAUGGGUGAACAAAAAAACAUUUUCUCUGAGGAAUUUUGUUCUGUAAAUGUUUAAGUUGUGCUGAAAACUUAAAUACUGUUACAAAUGCUAUUAAAGUUAAGCUGUAGCUAUUUAGUGAUUUGUUUCUCCACUUUAAAUAUCAUGUCUUAAUUAGGAGAGAGAUGUUCUGUAAUUUAUUUAGUUAAAUAGCACAUCAUGGAAUUGGAAGCAAACAUUGAAGAUGUUGUAUUAAUACAUAUUUUGGACAUUUAUUUAGCUGAAACACUGUUUACAGAAGUUGUAAUAUUGCCUAGAUAAAAAACAAAAGGCCUUGAACAGAUGUGUCCUGUAAAUUCAUUGUUUUAAAGUGUAGUGUUAUAACCAACCUGUGGGAAUCAUUUUGUAAUAAACCAAUCAAGCAAACCACCUAGACAAGAUAUAUCAACUAAUAGUAAUGGUAAUCAUGAUAGUAUAUUUAAAACCAAAUACUUUUAGACUUUUACUCAAGUAGUAUUCUACUGGGUGACUUUCACUUUUACUCAAGUAUGACAAUUGGGUAGUUUUUCCACCCGUGUGGAUAGGGUACGCCUAUUAAUACAACAACUAGAGAAACAGAAAUGAUUAAAUUAUUUGUACACAUCACAAUAGGUAUUUUUAUCAGACGAAUCAAGGCUGUACGUCCCAUGAACCCUACUCUCUCCGCCCUCCUGAAGAUCGCAGUCAGCUGAUGUAAAGUGUGUUGUGAAAGUUCGCUGGUGGAGCAAAGCUACGAAGCGACAGAGGGUUUCCUGGUGAGCUCGCAACCGACCAGCGGCGAACGAGAGGAGCGUCAUCACUCCCUUUAAUUUCACAACACACGCGUGCAAAAAUGUGGACGGAGGUGAAAAACCAGACCAAAAUUGUAUUUAGCGAUGGAAACACCUCGGAGAGAGCUGUUCCAAUGCACACAUGGGUCCUCGCUUCAUAUGAACAGCGCAAUGGUGAGUGUGUAUCAGUCAGGUUUGGGGUCAAUUUAAUUAAAAUUCCAGUCAAUUCAGAAGGUAAACCACAUUUAAAUUCCAAUUUGUCCUAAUUGAAAAGCUUUGACGAGACUUGGAAUUUCAGUGUACUUCCUGAAUUGACUAGAAUUGGGACCAGGUGCGGUGUCAAUCUCCAACACACACAGUAGAAAUGUGCAUGACCCGCCCACUUUGGAAACUGUCCCUUUCAGCUAUCUAUUUCCUGUGUCUGAGGGGUCCACAAAAUCCACUUGUCACUUAAAUAUUGCUGGCUUGAUUGCUUACGUUUUACUCCUGCGACUCAUUCCUACUCUUAUUGUGUCUAAUUCUUUUUAAACGUUAUGAUCGCGUGAAUGUUUGUAGGGACCUGUCGAACACCCUGGUAAUGGCUGAAAUGGGCUCAGUGGAAAACAUUGGUUUUCCAUUGCAUCUAUAAAAAACGCUAAGUCUUUGUCUGGGAUUUAACACAUCUUCUCGACACUUACAUCACAAGAAAGAUAACUUUAUUUUGUUUGGUGUUCAUUUUUUUGUGGAAUUUAAAUUAAUUUAAUACAUUUUGAAAUGAAAGUAACUUCCGAAAAUAAACACUUGGAUUAUAUUUAUAUGUCUGAUCCCACAAAUAAUUUAAAGUACGUAUAGAUGGGUAUAAUCUAGAGCCAAGCGUGUUGAUUUUAAAUCUGAGGGUAUCCUGCUAUUGAAACACAUGUUGAAUUAUGCAAGAGAACAGGACAACAGUCAUUUAAUGCAGUCAAGACGGCACAGGUGAGUGCAGGUGGGCCACGACACAGCAGGUGAGUGCAGGUGGGCCACGACACAGCAGGUGAGUGCAGGUGGGCCACGACACAGCAGGUGAGUGCAGGUGGGCCACGACACAGCAGGUGAGUGCAGGUGGGCCACGACACAGCAGGUGAGUGCAGGUGGGCCACGACACAGCAGGUGAGUGCAGGUGGGCCACGACACAGCAGGUGAGUGCAGGUGGGCCACGACACAGCAGGUGAGUGCAGGUGGGCCACGACACAGCAGGUGAGUGCAGGUGGGCCACGACACAGCAGGUGAGUGCAGGUGGGCCACGACACAGCAGGUGAGUGCAGGUGGGCCACGACACAGCAGGUGAGUGCAGGUGGGCCACGACACAGCAGGUGAGUGCAGGUGGGCCACGACACAGCAGGUGAGUGCAGGUGGGCCACGACACAGCAGGUGAGUGCAGGUGGGCCUAGAAGACAGAGUGUGUUUUUGGUGGUUACAGCCCUGUUCCACUCAUUUAUGUUAAUGUAUACAUAUAUGCAAAGUAAUUUAGCCAUAUGCAAAUUAGGCACACACAAUUAAACAAAAUAUGGCAUUUUAAAUUGAAUAACUGAAUUCCCACAAAUCCCUGAAUUCAUUAUUUGUCCGUGCCAGUAAAAUGUUUCAUGUGCUAUAAUUCUGUCAAUAUCUAAGGGAUUUUACCAAUUCUAAAAGUUCGGGGUAUCUUCAUCCCUUGUCCAACUGAUACAUUUAUUAGAAACAAACAAACAACCUUUUAACAAUUUUGAUGACAGUUGCUACACACAGCAAAUCUCAUUCAAGAGUUGUUUUUUUUAAGAGUCAACGGCCAUCCCUCGCCCCUCAUACACAGAAGACCCCCAGGCCAGAGGCAGUGGCAUCAUCCCAGGAGCCAUUGCAGCUGCAGUAUUCAUUGGUUUCGUAUUGGGUCUCUAUGCAGUUCUGUGGAAGUGUAUGGUCUCACCACCCCAAAGGAAGAAGAGGAGGGUGAGGGUUCGAGACAAGAGGAGCCAAGUAUGCUGACUGACAAUCAGGAUCUCAUCUAGGCCAUCUGGCCAGAGGAUCCAAUGGAUCCAACUCCUGCAUCAAACGAACCCGAAAAGAUCCACUCAUACUGACUUGAGUCUCUCAUCAGGAUGUUCCUGGACAUCAGAGAGGAAAUGGAGAUUCAGAAACAUUUGCAUGGAGCUAGGGGAUGGCAUAAUUAUGGAUCUAGCUUAUCAUGGUCAGAGGAUGGACCGGAAUCUAAGGAUCCGGUCAAAUGGAUCUAAAAGGAUCUUCUAAAUUGCCUUAAGAGGAUCCACUCAAAUGGCUAAUGGAUCCAACUGAAAUGCAUCAGAGAGCAUGAACAAACAAUCCAAAUCAGUUAAGCUGGGGUCUGCAGACCCAUCAAACUUGUAAACAUUUUUGUAUGUAAAAAAAAAAUCUGAAUAUUACUAACCGGUCAAACACAUUUUUGCCAAGAGAUCUGUUGAAUUAGUUUAGAGUGUAAAUACAAUAAAAUGUCAUAUUAUUAAUAUACAAUUUAUGUUCUUAAACCCUGGACAACGUGGGCCUGGGAGGCUCACAGGGAUAUUGGCAUCUACACUACUCACCAAUUUAUAUAUUUUUCAACUCAAUAACCCAUAAUGUGUGUAUUUUAAACUGCAGUUUUCUUUCCGUCUCAUGGGAAAAUGUGUAGAAUUGCAGAAUAUUAGUGCUAAAGCUGCAACAACACAAACUCUUUGCCCCAUGACAAAAUAUCUCAAGAGGCUGGCCUUUUAAAAUGUUCCUCCCCAGGACCGAGCCUUGGUUCGUCCGGUCAUACACUGAAGUCAUAGUAAAACACCGUGUAUGCUAUUUUUCUCACUCGAGUUGUUCUGAUUGAGGGGGUCCCUUUAUAUAUUUGCUAUCACAAGAGGUGCCGGACCCCAAUAGUUUGAGAGAGCCUGAUUUAAAUGAUUCUAGGAUCUACUGUAUGCCACAGUGCUAUGCCUGCGUGAGAUGCUGACUUUAACUGAAGCGUAGCUAUACUGUUGUCUGCGGGUCACUGACAGUUGACAGUGAAAUCUGUACUACUGAGGAAGGAGGCAGCACAGGUCACUGUUCUUCCUAUCGGUCAACAAGCCUACUGGCCUGGCAAACAUGUGGGUAUGUUUUUUUCUCUCUCUGGGUGAAAAUGUGUGUAGAUUUUGAUUAGGUUUGACUACAUGUGUUGCAAAGGAAAGUGAUAAUGAAUGGGAAAUUUGCUAAUACUUCAUAUAUUUGGUUGUGCAUGUGAUAUGAUGGCUUUAGGUGAAUGAUUGAGCUGGAGUUAAUGGCCUUAUGAUAUCCAGGUUUUGUCAUGUUACUUUUCCUCAGGAUGUGACUUACUGUUCCUUUCAUUAAACUGUGAUUUGUGUUCUUGUA